This is a messenger RNA of Engraulis encrasicolus (European anchovy), 2129 nucleotides long. RefSeq names its product eva-1 homolog Ba (C. elegans) (gene eva1ba). Lineage: Eukaryota; Metazoa; Chordata; Actinopteri; Clupeiformes; Engraulidae. The record is from RefSeq and is a predicted model, not a curated record. The transcript is spliced from 5 exons. Bases 705 to 1271 code for a protein of 188 amino acids.
CCUUGGCUUAGGAGAGAGGGAGAGAGAGAGAGAGAGAGAGAGAGAGAGAGAGAGAGAGAGAGAGAGAGAGAGAGAGAGAGAGAGAGAGAGAGAGAGAGAGAGAAAGAGAGAGAGAGAGUUGUGUGAAUGUGUGCACGUCUGUGAAUGUAUGUGUGUGGAUGUGAGUGUCUGCCUGCCUCCCUGCCCCAUGUGUAUGCGUGUGUGAUCGAGAGAGUGGGAGGGGGGAAGUCAGUGUGUUUGUGUAUGAGUGUAGCGUGUGUGCGUGCGUAAGACUGCACCUCCCAUAGACAGGCUGAGAGAGCUACAGCAAAGGAGCUAGAGAGCGGGACAGCAGAGAACGUUGGAGCGUUGGUUCAAACUUGCCUCGUAUUGGACACCGGGAGUUUGGAUUUUUGUUGUUGUUGUUGUUGUUGUGCUUGAGCCGCUUCAAUCAGCGCAAAGAUUAUCUCAACUUUCUGAUGAUGUCUGUGGAAUCCCGCGGGGCAGCUUGAGGAGGUCUUUAUGAUUCAAUCAGGCAGUCAGACGAAGAGGCUAGUCUACGGGAGACGGAGGUCACAACCCACUUCUUUUACAAGGACAGCAGGGCCCUGAUCCAGCAGUGUUGCACACCACCACCAUGGACUAACCCUGACCCCCAGCCUUACUGCCCAUAGUCAUCUGGUGUGAGUGAGUGACAGAGGCCACCGUCUCCCCGCUGGAGCAAGAUGGACGCCAAGAGGACAGAGAUGGCACUGCUGAGCAACAGCAUCGCUGCCUACGCUCACAUCAAAGACAACCCCGAGAGCUUCGGCCUGUACUUUGUCAUCGGCGUGUGUUUCGGCCUGGUGCUGACCCUGUGUCUGCUGGUGGUCCGCAUCUCCUGCAAGCCGCGCACCAGGACGCCCUCCUCGCCCACGCCAGAGAAGAAGAAGCUCAAGGACCUGAGCGAGGAGACGGAGGACGACGACAGCGACGAGGAGGAGGUGGAGGAAGAGGAGGAGGAAGAGGAGACGCGCAUGGUGCGUCCCAUGGACCGUGACGUGGAGAUGGCUCUGCCGCUGACGCUGCCCACCACCGAGAUCCCGCCGCCCAGCAGCAGCAACCACACCAGCCACACGGGCGGCUGCUCCGACGGCACGCUCAGCGUCAAUGUCUUCACCUCGGCUGAGGAGCUGGAGCGGGCCCAGCGGCUGGAGGAGAGGGAGCGCAUCAUCCGAGAGAUCUGGAGGAACGGCCAGCCGGACAUACUGGGCUCCGGCACCGGCACGCUCGGACGGGUGCACUACUACUAGUUGGACUGCUUGAGGACAGACCCGCAUACUCAGUGCUUAAUUUGGCAAGCGGGAGGUCCCGGAGCGCAGAGGAUGGGUGGCUCUGUGAUGUCUUUCCCUGAGGUUCCAUCCAAGGUUCCGGAGCUCUCGUCUGAGGCUCCGGAUCUAGCUCCCACUCCUUGCUCCCCCUCAAAUUAAGCACUGCGCAUACUGUAUGAGUAGAUUGCGACUACUGUGGCACAAAAUACAAUCAUUGGACAAGUGCACUACCACAGUACUCAAUGGACGGGUGCACUAAUACUAGUUGCAUUGUUUGUGGACGGACCCUUAUAUGAGUGCAUUGCAUCUAUUGCGCCACAAAAAUACAAUCAUUGGACAAGUGCACUACCACAGUACGCAAUGCACCUACUUUCACCCCAUGAAGGAGUGCGAAGACAUGCCCGCAUGCACACAGUGGGAGAGUGCACUUAUGACUAACUAUCAACCCAAGGGCACUACUUACUAAUGGGGGGUGGUCAAGGAUAUUAGCAAGACCUGGAGGAACAUGCUGGGCAAGGGAAAGGGCACUCAUGGAAGGGGUGCGCUAACAACACACUCUCAUAGGAGUGCAUUACAAACACCCUUCGAUGAGUAUGUUUCAAUUAGUAAUGAUACACCGUAGUUACAAGUGGAUUACAACUAGUAAUGUGCACAUGCAGGCUUCGAUGAGUGUAUUAGAAUUAAUAACGUGCACAUUAGCGUGCCCACUUGCACUCAUUGGACAAGUGCCGUGCCACCGUACUGAAUUCAGGCACCAUCGGUCCAUGGAGGAUUGCACAAACUCGUACUGUGCCCACAUUCAGCACACACACACACACACACACACACACACACACACAC